Messenger RNA from Carcharodon carcharias (great white shark), 3064 nucleotides. It is a transcript of the gene sclt1, whose product is annotated as sodium channel and clathrin linker 1. Bases 206 to 2296 code for a protein of 696 amino acids. Gene Ontology annotation, cellular component: centriole. The transcript has 23 exons. Gene Ontology annotation, biological process: clustering of voltage-gated sodium channels; cilium assembly. Lineage: Eukaryota; Metazoa; Chordata; Chondrichthyes; Lamniformes; Lamnidae. The record is from RefSeq and is a predicted model, not a curated record.
GGAGUUAGUGCCGGGUGUGGAUGGCCGGUGCCGGCGCAUUGGCGGUGACAGCUGACGAUUGUGCGGUUAUUGCUUUUCAGGGUGACGUCUCGGAUUAGCUGCGCGGGUUGGUCGGGGCCGGUGCCCGUGGGUCCCGCAACCGCUGUCAGACCUCAGCUAGAGUUUACAGUUUGUGGUUUCUUGAGACAUAAACAAAACAAAGAACAUGGAAACACCUGAAGUUGACUUUCUGAAAGAUCAAGUUCGGCGGUUAAAUGCUGUGCUCAGUCAAUAUCAAGCAGAGCAGCUGCCCAGAUCUUCUGUUGGUCAGGUUGGACAGUUAGGUGAACAUGAUCCUCCAGCCCCCUGGCUAAUAGACAAGUGCCUCAUGGCACCUCUUAUAGCAGAAUAUGACAAGCAGCUGCAAAAAAUGAGCGAACAGUUGGAUUGUCAGCGUAUUCAUAUGAAUAAAAUGAAGUUAAAGCUUGAAGAUGUUGUAAGAGAAAAUGAAAGUUUGCAUGCAGAGUUACAGGAAACCAUUGAAAAACAGUUGGAGUCCCUACCUUCUGGUGCAGAUAUUGUUGAUGUUGACUUUAUGGAAGAAAAAGUAGUGAGAAACCUUCAAGAACAGUUAUGUCUAACCAAUAAGGAAAAAGACCUAGCCUUGGAGUUAUGGCAGUCAGUUUCACAUGCUUUCGAUCAAAUGCAACAAGCGUAUCAAGAUCACGUGUCAGAGACUCAAAAUCAUGCCUUUGACCAACAAAAACGGAAUGAACAGUUGGCCCACUUCCAACAACUUACUCAGCAGCUUCAAGUGGCCAAUCAAAAGUUAAAACUGAAUAAUCAGCAGAUUAUGAACACAGUUACCGAGCAGAAUUCGGAAUUGGAGCAGCAUCACAAAGAGUUGAGGAAAACAAAACUGGACUUGCGAACAGCAACUUUGAAAAUGGAGGAAAUGAACAAAAUGAUGCAAAGGAUGCAAGAAGACAUGCAGAGAAAUGUGGAGGAUGCUGCAGCCGCCGUAGGGAGAGAGGAAGCCUCAGACAAACGAUUGCAACAGUUACAAUCCGCUAUAGCUCAGUUCGAAGCCAGACUGCGUGUAGCUGCACAAGAUGCAGAACAGUUGCGAAAAGAGAGAAUUUCUUUUGAGGCACAAAUUGGUGAACUUCAGGAAAAAUGUGCAAAGUUGGAGGAAGAGAAAUAUGAGGCAGUGGCCAAGGUUCGGGACAGCAUGCAACUCCUUGAAGAAGCAAACUUACAAAAAGACCAGGUUUUACUACGUGAAAAACAAAAGGAUGAAGAAGUGGUAAAAAUGAAGGAAGCCAUGGUUCAGCUUGUUCAAGAAGCUGCUGUUCGAACAAGAAAGGAGGUUGAAAAUGUUAGGAAACAGAGCAAUAUACAGAUUGCUCGUUUAGCCGAGGAACUGUCUGAUUUGCAGAUGAACUGUAGCAAUAAACAAGGACAGAUUGAAAGGGCCAUAAGGGAGAAGCGAGCUGUGGAAGAGGAACUUGAAAAGCUUUAUCGCAAUGGCACAGGCACUGAAGAAGAUCAUAGAAAAGUUGAUGAACUGCACCAACGAUGUCUGAAUGCAGAACGCUCAAAAGAUGAUCUCCAAAUAAGUUUACAAACAGCACAAAACAAAAUCAAGAAAUUUGAGAUGAAUUAUGAGGAGGAAAUGUCCCGUUGCCAAGAAAUGGUUCAAAAACUGCAGAGUACUCUGGACUCUGUUCGUGGAGACUGUGACAUGGUCAGUGAGGAGCGACUGAGAUUACAGAAAGAAAAUGAACAACUUCGUAAAGAGAUGGAAGAACUGAAGAAAGCUAGUCUGGACGUACAAAGGAAAGCAAGGCAGCAGGUAGCAACUCUUGAACACGAGUUCUCCCUGAAGGAACAUGGAUUUGAAAUCCAGCUAAGAGAACUAGAAGAUACCAGCCGGAAUUCAACCACCGAGCUGAAACGUUUACUAUCAGCACAACAGAAAGCAACCAGUCGAUGGAGGGACGAAACCAGGAAAUUAACUGAAGCUUUUGAGGCUAAGGAAAACAAACGGAGGACUGAACUAAGCCGACAGAAACAGCACUCCCAGGAGUUGGUUUCUCAGCUGGAGAUUGCGCAUGAGAAAAUGAGAGAGGAAACGUCAUUUCAACGGCAGUAUGAAAAACAGAUGAUGGAAAAUCAGGAAAAAAUUAACAGACUUCAAAGGCGCCUGACUCACUCAGAACAUAGAGCAGCUACAGCCUCUCAAAAGCUCAGUAGAGUCACAACACAGAGAAAAGCUGAUGCAACGUUGGAUCUGGAAAGCAUUUUAAACCAUUGAGUACUUGAUACUAUUAUUCUAUUCAUGCCCCAGCCUCCUAAUGCAAAUGGACAUCUAGUCUGUGCAACGGUCUCAGUUCAUGAAAUGUACUAAUAAAUCCAUUGCUGUUACAAGAUAAUGUUUACUUACGUAAGAUACCUUUCAAACAAAGCUUACUUGGAUUAAUAGCUGGUGAAUGAAUUUCAACAUGAUUGGUCCUUUUUAAAAAAAAAUGAAAAUUGUAAAUGAGCAAGUUAUUUUUAAAUGAUUUACUUUGUAAAAUUUUUGAAUCAGAUGGAUUUCUGGCCAGUGUUGUGGUUUCGGUUAUAUGGUUGUUUGUCACCUUUCAUAUCAGAUCAUUGUUGAUACCUGAAAAAAACUUGAAACUACUGUGACUUGAAAAACGUUCAGGAUGUCACCAAAUUGAAAUCUUGUUGUUUAACCAGAUUAAACAGUAGCCCCCAUUUCAAUAAUCAUGUAAUUUUUAGAAACUACCUCUCUUUGAAAUUUUACUUCUUGCUGCCACAAGUCUCCAUUACAAGUUUUGACACCGGCUCCCAGGAUCAGGCAGUCAUUAAUACAUUUUGAUAUUCAAAUAUAUGAUUUUUGGAGAGGAGGCAUUUGUAAUUAUGUUUUGAUUCUAUGUUCCUAUUGCUAUUUUGUAUAAUUUACCAAUGUAUUUUUUGUUUUAACAGAUCUGUUUUGUACUAUGUUUUUGCUGGAGUUUAUUCAUUGUUGGCAAUAAGUUGUAAAUAGAAUUUUUGUAUAUUAAAAUAUGUUGCAACUCUC